AUGUGUCCACCAGAUCUGGACAACAAAUCGCGUUUUUUCUGGAGGAUUGGCAAUACACCGUCAUACACUGAGUUUCCACAGAUGCAUGCCGAUCCUGUCAUUCCGUACAAUUUUCCCGAGUGGAAAACAGUAAUGAAUAGUUGGGGAACGCUCAUGCUUGAAACUGUAAUAACUGUCGCAGAGAUGUGUGCACGUGGUUUUGGUCUGCCCGUUGAUACAUUCACAUCAUUGAUGAAAUAUGGACCACAUCUACUUGCUCCUACUGGUUCAAAUCUUGCACGCUUUGGCAAGCUAGGAACCGUGCUGGCUGGCUUCCAUUCCGACCUCAACUUUCUUACUAUUCAUGGGCGUGCACGUUUUCCAGGUCUUUCCGUGUGGACGCGAGAGGGCAAACGAAUAGCUGUCAAGGUUGCACAAGGAUGUCUAUUAUUGCAGGCUGGCAAACAAUUUGAAUGGCUGACGGGUGGUCAAAUACUGGCCGGUUUUCAUGAAGUUAUUGUCACUGAAGAAACCAUUCAGGCAAUUGACGAAGCGUCCAAAAUUGGUCGAUCACUGUGGCGCGUGUCGUCCACAAUGUUCACACAUAUUGCUAGUGAUAAUAUAUUGCAACCAUUGGAACCUUUUGCAACUUCUGAGACAAUGAAGAAAUAUCCUUCAAUCAAGGCAGGCGCACAGGUUCUAGCCGAACUGGCAGCUAUAAAUAUGUGUACAACAUUAGAUACCGAUGGCGAACCUGAAAUUUCGGCUAUGUGA
This is a messenger RNA of Rotaria sordida, 753 nucleotides long. The record is from the annotation of a GenBank genome assembly. NCBI's taxonomy places the organism in Eukaryota, Metazoa, Rotifera, Eurotatoria, Philodinida, Philodinidae.